AUCUGACUUUCUUUUUCAGAUGCUCCCUGGUGUGGUCACUGCAAAGCGCUGGCCCCUGAAUAUGCCAAAGCAGCUGGAAAACUGAAGGCAGAAGGCUCCGAAAUCAGAUUGGCAAAGGUCGACGCCACCGAAGAGUCUGAUCUGGCCCAGCAGUAUGGCGUCCGUGGCUACCCUACUAUCAAGUUUUUCAAGAACGGAGAUACAGCUUCCCCCAAAGAAUACACAGCCGGGAGGGAGGCCGAUGACAUCGUGAACUGGCUGAAGAAGCGCACGGGCCCCGCCGCCACCACGCUGGCCGACGGUGCUGCUGCAGAAUCCCUGGUGGAGUCCAGUGAGGUGGCCGUCAUCGGCUUCUUCAAGGAUGUGGAGUCGGACUUUGCCAAGCAGUUCUUGCUGGCAGCAGAGUCCAUCGAUGACAUGCCAUUUGGGAUCACUUCCAACAGUGACGUGUUCUCCAAGUACCAGCUCCACGAAGAUGGGGUUGUCCUCUUCAAGAAGUUUGACGAAGGUCGGAACGACUUCGAAGGGGAGGUCACCAAGGAGAACCUCCUCAGCUUCAUCAGGCACAACCAGCUGCCUCUGGUCAUCGAGUUCACAGAGCAGACAGCCCCGAAGAUUUUUGGGGGUGAGAUCAAGACGCACAUCCUGCUGUUCCUGCCAAAGAGCGUGUCCGACUAUGAAGGCAAGCUGAGCAACUUUAAGAAGGCGGCCGAGAGCUUCAAGGGCAAGAUCCUGUUCAUCUUCAUCGACAGUGACCACACAGACAACCAGCGCAUCCUCGAGUUCUUCGGUCUCAAGAAGGAGGAGUGCCCGGCAGUGCGCCUCAUCACCCUGGAGGAGGAGAUGACCAAGUACAAGCCCGAGUCAGAUGAGCUGACGGCAGACAAGAUCAAGGAGUUCUGUGACCAGUUCUUGGAGGGCAAGAUCAAGCCUCACCUGAUGAGCCAGGAGCUGCCCGAGGACUGGGACAAGCAGCCGGUCAAAGUGCUGGUGGGGAAGAACUUCGAGGAGGUGGCAUUCGACGAGAAGAAGAACGUCUUUGUGGAGUUUUAUGCCCCGUGGUGUGGUCACUGCAAACAGCUGGCGCCUAUCUGGGACAAGCUGGGAGAGACGUACAAGGACCACGAGAACAUUGUCAUCGCAAAGAUGGACUCCACAGCCAACGAGGUGGAGGCGGUGAAAGUGCACAGCUUCCCCACGCUCAAGUUCUUCCCCGCCAGCCCCGACAAGACGGUCAUUGACUACAAUGGGGAGCGGACGCUGGAAGGGUUUAAGAAGUUCCUGGAGAGUGGCGGGCAGGACGGGGCAGGGGACGAGGACGACCUGGAAGAUCUGGAGGAGGCUGAAGAGCCAGACAUGGAGGAAGACGAUGACCAGAAAGCUGUGAAGGACGAGCUGUGAGGCCGGAGAGGCGGCCUGGACACCACAUGCCCACACCGUGGGGCGGCACUCCUGGCAGCGGUGCCUCUGGAGACCCCAGGAACCCCCUGUAAGGGGCAGCGACCGAAAUCCAGGGACCUCUCAUGCUUCCCCUAACAUGUCCGUCUCCCCACCUCUUCUCUGGCUCUUCAUUUGGAAAGGAUCUGUCGCCAGCGCCUCUUGUCAUUGUGAUGUACUUUUGUACCUGGUAUCUGUCCCAAGUGCACACUCGCUGAAAUGUUUGGCAAUCCCACGUGGGCGAUGCUCCUUCCUGUAGAGGUUUAUGCCAUUGCUUCUCAGGAAUUCUCCCUGUGGGAUUGUUACACGUUUUCCGGUGUCAGGGUGUGUUUCUCCUCGGCCGGGCCUCCCUGGGAGUCUGUCCCCGACAUGGGAACCACCCAGGCUGGGCACGGACACUGUCCACCUUGUGCCAGUGUGGCCACAAGCGAGCGUGGCUCUUUUGUUUUUUGGUUAAACGGAGACUUCCGGAUCUCUGGCAGAGGGUGGGUCCCCACGGGAGGAGCUGCCACUCGGCUCAGAGGGCCUGGGUGGUGCCCCUCCCCCUCCUGGCCCAGCUCUGCGACGCCGGACCCUCUGCCCUGUGAGGCGGCCUGAGGCCGACCGAGGCACAAACCAGGACCUCGAUUCCCAGGCUGGGAGCAGGGCUGGCCGGGUGACCGGCGAGUCAAGCAUCGACAGUUCGGGCAUUUCUACCCAAUAUUGGAAUUGAACCCAUUGGCCAAAUAAAGUCAAGAUUUUACUACC
This is a messenger RNA of Trichechus manatus latirostris (Florida manatee), 2184 nucleotides long. It is a transcript of the gene P4HB, whose product is annotated as prolyl 4-hydroxylase subunit beta. Gene Ontology annotation, biological process: protein folding; response to endoplasmic reticulum stress. Gene Ontology annotation, cellular component: endoplasmic reticulum; external side of plasma membrane. Gene Ontology annotation, molecular function: protein disulfide isomerase activity. The coding region runs from base 418 to 1401 and encodes 327 amino acids. Lineage: Eukaryota; Metazoa; Chordata; Mammalia; Sirenia; Trichechidae. The transcript is spliced from 10 exons. The record is from RefSeq and is a predicted model, not a curated record.